Darwinula stevensoni is the source of this 3945-nucleotide messenger RNA. Lineage: Eukaryota; Metazoa; Arthropoda; Ostracoda; Podocopida; Darwinulidae. The record is from the annotation of a GenBank genome assembly.
AUGCCUGGAGAUGCUGACAAACAGCUGAGCAAAGCUCUUUCAUGGCUGCUCAGGCAUGGUGCUCCUAAGCAAGGCUUCUCUGUUCUUCCUGGUGGAUAUCUGUAUGUGAAAGACAUUUUGAAGCAAAAAAAUUUUGCAAAGUAUUCAAUUGAGGAUAUUCAACAAGUGGUGAAUUUCAACGACAAGCAGCGUUUUGCCCUUCGUCCCUGUCCUCAGACAGGAGAACUCCAGAUCAAAGCCAAUCAAGGACAUUCUUAUCAGGUGGAGGACUUGGAACUUGAAGAGAUUCACAAUAGUGAGGAAGCUCCAUUGGUUAUACAUGGGACAUAUGGGAAGAAUUGGUCCAGCAUCAAAGAGAAGGGCUUGAGUCGUAUGAACCGAACCCACAUUCACUUUACCCCAGGUGAACCAGGUCAAGAUGGGGUCAUCAGUGGCAUGAGAUCAUCUUGCCAACUCUUCAUUUAUAUUGAUAUUGACAAAGCCAUUGCUGGCAAGUCAAAUGGGAUCAAGUUCUUCCGUUCACCCAACAACGUGAUUCUCAGUCCAGGCAACAGUAAAGGAUUUAUUGAGCCAAAGUAUUUCAAGAAGGUUGUACAGGCCCAUUGCAUUGACUGUGAUGCCCUGGAGAUGUGGGCUUGGCACCUGCUCAGCAGGAAGCAUCAACGAAAUGUGUAUCGAGCUGAUGUCCCUCCUGAGAUUGCCGAACGAAGCAUCUAUGUCUCUGGUUUCCCAAUUGGUAUCAAGGACAUGGAGGUCUUCAACUACUUUUCUAAAUAUGGAGAUAUCCAGAACAUCACUCCAAUUCGGAAUGCUGAGACUGGUGGAUUCUACUUUUUUGAAUUCACAGACCGACGUAUUUCAGAGGAAGUCAUCAAGAUGAGGCACUGCUACAAUGGUUUCCCCCUCAAGGUUUCUAGGAGGAGAGUACGUCAGAUUGAGGAUGCAGCUCAGCGUAAUACCAUCGAUGAAAGCUUUGUGCUUCGCAUGGUGAAGAAGGUGAUGACUCCACUAGAGCAGAUGCAGACAUUUGUUCGGAAUGUUGAGCUCACAGACGAAGAUGUGGGAGAGAGGAAUCGCUUUUGCUGGGACUUGCAGAAAGCGUUUCGUACCCGCUACCCAAAAGCCACCGUCUAUCCUUUUGGUUCUACGGUGAAUGGUCUUGGCUUUCGUGGCUGUGAUCUUGACAUCUAUGUCGACUUUGGUUUCCCUCCCCCAGGAGCUCCAAUGCCCAUCCCUACCAUCGACCAGCUGCAGAUGGUUCAUGACAUGUACUACAUCCCAAACCAGGCUGAACAAGUGAAGAUUGCUUUUGGCAUUAUCAGGAAAAUCCCAGGCCUCGUCGAUGUCGUGCCCAUCCUCAAGGCACGCAUCCCCAUCCUCAAGUUUCGUUGUGCAAAGCUUGCCAUCAACUGUGAUCUCUCGUUCCGCAACUCCAUCUCCCUUCGCAAUUCGAACCUACUGCGGCUACUGAUGGGCGUGGAUGACCGAAUCCGAUAUUUCAUCAUUGUCCUGCGGUGGUGGGCAAAGCGGCACGACAUCACUGGAAAGCGGCAGGGAGUUCAGCUCAAUAACUUCACCUGGACCUGGCUCAUCAUCUUCUUCCUGCAACAACUUCCUGAGCCCCUUCUACCAACAGUGGAAUUCUUACAGACUAAGUAUAAGGAGAUGGGCUAUCCUCCGACAUUGAUCGAUGGCUGGGAUUGCAGCUUCCCCGAGGAAGGUGACUGUAUCCCACCUGUGAAAGAGGAUUUGGCCUUUGAAGAACUUCUGUACGACUUUUUUGAAUUCUACGCAAACUUCGACUUCUCAUCACAGGUUAUCUGCCCCUUGCUGGGCAGGUCCAUUCCUGUGGGUGCAUUCUUCAACUUCCCCGAACUCCCACCGGGCCUGGAGCGAUACACAGAACGCUAUCUCUCGGGAGAGAUCUCUCCUCUCCCUGUGGAGGCUACCAUGUGCGUGCAGGAUCCGUUCGAACUGAAUUUCAACCAAGCACGUGUGUUCACGCACAAGGGCCUCUCCAAUCUAAUAACCAAGUGUCAGCAGUAUCGGGACAUCUGUGCCAUAUUUUCGUCCAAAGAGCCCGGUGCAAAGAUCCCCAACAAAAAGCUUCACAAUAAGGUCUAUCCUUUGCUGGACAUGCUGUUUGGAUCCACGGUGGCUGCUGCAGUGAUCCUGAAGAAAGGGGUCCCGCGUCGAAUCCUGGAACAGGACAAGACCUACCACACGACCAUCUCCAUUCCCAUGGGGAAAUUCUGCGUUGCCCACCCGCAAGAAAACAACCCCUAUAGAGGACUGAAGAAGGUGAAGCGCAUCCCGACGGCUGAGACCCAAGAGGACCUCGCCCUCAGGGAACUCGAACAAAAGAAUCAGGACUACUGGUGUGAAACUGUUGCCAAAUUAGUGGAAGAAGUGUUUAAAAGGGCCUUACUAUUCGAUGUAAUGGACGUCACUGAGAUGGCCAUUCCACACCGGUUUGAAGGAGGAAAGAGAAAGGUGAAAGAGAAGGGCGAGGAAGGGAAAGAACCUCCUGUUCCAGGGGAAGACGAACCAGUCGAAGUAGAAAACGGGACGACGAGCAAGCCUUGCGAGUCGGAGGAGAAGGAGAAUCGAAAUGGAGUGGAUGUCGCCGACGUGCCCCAACCCCCCCAGCUCAACGGAGAAAAGAAGAAAGCGAAAGAGACGGAGGACGAUGGGAAAGAGCCUCCAGUACCAGGGGAGGAGCCAGUUGAGGUAGAAAACGGGGAGACCAGUGACCCAUGCGAGUCGGACGAGAAGGAGAAUCGAGACGUUAACUCCGACGCCGACAACUGUUACGCCGUCAACUACGAGAAUCUCAUGAAGGAGCUGAAAGUGGACUUCGAUACGAAGCUGAUCCCAAAAGAGGCUCGCGAGGGGAAGGCAGACAACGUGCUGAAGGUCUUCUACUGCCAGGCGUUCUACUCGACCUGGGAGCGGCGGAAGCGAUUCAACACCCAAUUCGAGUUCCCCGAGGGCAUGCCGUUCAUCGACAGGGAAGAAAGGAUCUGUUCCCAGAUGGUCCACGUCACGUACAAGGUGAAACCGGAGCUCCCGCGCACGUGCUUCAUCUGCGAAGUUCGUCGCAAGGAGAAUCCCACCCGGAUCUUCCUCAUGUUCACCGACAUUGCCUCCCUCAAGCGAACUCUGAAGGCAGUGUGCAACUUCCUGAGAAAGUACCUGCCGAACGCAAUCCAAGAGACCCUGAAGGAGAUCGACACGCUUCCCCGCCUCCCGCCAAAGACUCCUGACGGCCCCCUAGUCGAAAUGGUGGACAACAGAAAUGCCCAUCACGACGAUUCGGAUGACUCGGAUAGAGAGUGCUACACGCCCAUGGAAAUGUCUCACGACCGUUCCGACGAAAUGGAAGACGAGGGUCGAAUUCCAGAUUUGGUCACUCAAGAGAACAAAGGUCUGGCCUGGCAUUCGGACACCCUGGUCGAGAUGUACGAAGCCCCAUCCGAUUCGGGCGAGAGCGAUGACGGGGAAGAGCCUCCUCCGCAGCCUCAAGCCUACCAAGACGACGUUGGUGACCAAAAGAGUAACGUGAAGGUGGUGGCAGCUCUGUUCGCCGACGACGACGAGGAGUAUCCCGACGGCAAGGAAAACUACGUCCCCGCCCCGAAACGCUUCUGCCUGGAGGAACAACCGAAGAAGAUCCUCGUCGGAUGGUACGACGAAGUCGAAGACGACGAAAAAAGCGACGACGACGCCGGAGAGCAAGAAGCCCAAGAGUCCGCAUUCCCCCUGCACAGUUUCCUGACGACCGUGACCGGCGAGGACGAAGCGCAGCUGAAGCCCCUCGGCCCCCCAGAGGAAGAGCAGCGGUACAUCCCGUUCCUCGGGGGGAUCCUGAACCCGGAGGAGUCGCCAGACGCGUCGUCCAAGAUCCCGUUCCUGUUCGACGACGAAGACCAGUCGGUCGACGUC